Messenger RNA from Saccostrea cuccullata (small rock oyster), 2592 nucleotides. RefSeq names its product nuclear pore complex protein Nup205-like. Bases 1 to 2592 code for a protein of 863 amino acids. The transcript has 20 exons. The record is from RefSeq and is a predicted model, not a curated record. Lineage: Eukaryota; Metazoa; Mollusca; Bivalvia; Ostreida; Ostreidae. Gene Ontology annotation, molecular function: structural constituent of nuclear pore. Gene Ontology annotation, biological process: nuclear pore organization. Gene Ontology annotation, cellular component: nuclear pore; nuclear pore inner ring.
AUGGAGAAAGCUGACACAUUAAGGCUGAUUCAGCACCUAAGGACAGUUAGGGCAGACAACUCUGAGUGCAGAUGGCACCUUGGACCCUGUGAGUCUGUGUCUGUUAAUGGCCCUCCUAUCAAGGUCCUGCAGCGUCUACCAAUGAUGACAUACACCAGGAUCUCAUGUCGACACGAGCUUGGACCAACUCUGGUCUUAGUUCAAAAAUCAACUGAAGGGGUGAUUGGAAUUUGUGAAGAGGAUGAGGUGGUUAUUAACGAGGCCCUGGAAGCUAACGCUGACUGCCUUUUCUGUCUGGCCACACAGCAGCCCCUGGAGAAAGCUGACACCUUGAGACUGAUCCAGCACCUAAGAGCAGACAACUCUGUGAGUGCUGAUGGCACCCUGGACCCUGUGAGUCUGUGUCUGUUAAUGGCCCUCCUGUACUGUUUUGAUGUCAGUCUGUUGGAACACGAAGAUGGAAGAGAGGUCCUGCAGCGUCUACCAAUGAUGACCGACUCGACCUACAUACCGGACAUACACCAGGAUCUCAUGUCUACACGAGCCUGGGCCAACCCCGGACUGAAGAGCGUGGUGCUGCUGGCCUGGGGGGUGACCCUCAGACAACUCAAUCAGUACCAGACCCCCACAGGGGUGAAUGGGAUUUGUGAAGAGGAUGAGGUGGUCAUUAACGAAGCCUUGGAAGGUAACGUGUUCCACUUCCUGCGACUGGCUGUUGUAGCCGUACAUGAUUUCCAUAAAGAGGAAUAUUAUCUAAAGAAAGUCCACGGGCUGGUUACAGACUUCAUUUUUCAUAUGCCACUAAAGGUAAAAGAGCUGCGUACAAGAGGAGAUGAAGCGGCGAGAAUUGCGGCAUCCCAGAGUUCCUUAGAACCUCCCACGUCACCCAGUCAUGGCUUCCAGUACCUACUGAGACUUAUCUUAAUUUCUUGUGGGAAUCAUCAUGAAAGCUAUGUGUCACUGUAUAAGUUUGUCCAUUUGGCGGGGGACCUCCUGCCCCCCUCCCUCUACGUACCCUACAUCCAGAUGUUGAUUGGUCUGUUUUAUAUUACAGGUGUCACUGUGUCACUGUAUAAGUUUGUCCAUCUGGCGGAGGACCUCCUGCCCCCCUCCCUCUACGUACCCUACAUCCAGAUGUGUCUGCAGUCUGGACCCCUGCCCCCCUCCCUCUAUGUACCCUACAUCCAAACGUUGACUGGUCUGUUUUACAUUACAGGUGUCGCUGUACAAGUGUCACUGUAUAAGUUUGUCUGUCUGGCGGGGGACCUCCUGCCCCCCUCCCUCUAUGUACCCUACAUCCAGAUGUUGAUUGGUCUGUUUUAUAUUACAGGUGUCGCUGUGUCGCUGUAUAAGUUUGUCCGUCUGGCGGGGGACCUCCUGCCCCCCUCCCUCUACGUACCCUACAUCCAGAUGUUGAUUGGUCUGUUUUAUAUUACAGGUGUCGCUGUGUCGCUGUAUAAGUUUGUCCGUCUGGCGGGGGACCUCCUGCCCCCCUCCCUCUAUGUACCCUACAUCCAGAUGUUGAUUGGUCUGUUUUAUGUUACAGGUGUCGCUGUGUCGCUGUAUAAGUUUGUCCGUCUGGCGGGGGACCUCCUGCCCCCCUCCCUCUACGUACCCUACAUUCAGAUGUUGAUUGGUAUGAGCAGUAACCCACAGACUGCCCUCUACUGCUUUGACCUUCUGAACAUCAGAUGGAAUGAUAGUUCUAAUGAUGUGCCCUACAUCCAGAUGUUGAUUGGUCUGAGCAGUAACCCACAGUCUGCCCACUACUGCUUUGACCUUCUGAAGGUCAAUGGAAUGGGGUCAGGAGGCCCAGCCAGUGCUGUUUCCUGGCAGCAUAUUUUCCUGUCGCUGAAUCAGUACUACGCCAGUUUACGUCGGGAGGUUCCUAGUGGUGCUGACAUGUCUCACAUGGGACUCCGAGGUCCCCACUCCCGGGGAAUCACGCCACAGGAACUAGAGGGGCUGGUCGUUGUCCUGAAACUGUGUCGAGUUGUGUCUGAAUAUAAUGAGAACUGCCGUGUGGCGUUCUGUGAGAACCAGCAGUGGCAGGUGGCGGUGGUGUUGUUUGGUCUGGUGACCUGUAGUAUCCCCCUCGAUCUUAAAGCCGAGAUCUUCAGGGUGCUGGCGGCAUUCGCCAAGACGCCAGACGUGGCAGCCAGUCUGUGGCAUACACUGGAAGCCUCACAGAUUUUGACCACAGUUCAGAGCAGCAGUUCCUCUCAAAGUGGAAUCCAGGUGGAGCUGGAGGAGGUGGAGACCCGAGCGGAGGAAUUUCCCAUGACGCGAGCUUUCCUGUCCUUACUGGACUCCCUCACUGACAUUCCUGUCCCCCCGGGCCUCGGGGCCGGUCUCAGGGCCCCAGGGUUUCAGCCGUACCUAGAGUUUGUCAAGGAUAACGUGUUUGAGAAGUUUUACGCCAGAAGUUACAAGAAUCCAUCAGAAAAGUGGGAGGUGUCCAGUGACUGUGUGAGGAUCCUAUGUAAGCUCCUGCGGGAGUAUGAGGUGGUGGGGAGUGACUUUGGGGAGGAUCUUGUUGAGGUACAGAUGGGGGGCGUGGUGCCCGCUAACAAGUCACCGGGUACAUCCUGA